AAAAUUUUGAUGGCAAAACAGGAUAAUAAAAACGAGAUUGUGGCUCCGUCAAUUCACGGAAAAAAGCUCGAUCGGUCGCUUUGGCGUAUUUAUCUUAAAUAUAUCGUAAUAGCAAUUGUUCUUCUAGUUGUCUUGGGAAAUACAAUUAUGACAAUAAUACUGGUAGUGAACGAUGUCAAUGAAACUGGAAAGACUACAAUUACGCCUAAACUAUCAUCAGCGGGUACCAGGUCCACAUUUGCUUCAGGUUUUUUUUCCGAAUGCACUCCUACUGUGACAAGUAUCUCUUCAACUGUUGCCGCGUCUACAUAUCCAGCAACGCCAGGUUGUAACAAACGGAUAAUUGGAUAUUAUUUUGCAACACAAACUUCUGUUAUAACAAGAGAUCAAGUUUCAAAACUGACACAUGCAGUUUUUGCAUUUGUCAAUAUGACUUCUGAUGGACAUCUACAAAUUGACGGUGAUUUGGCGAAAAACAGAUUUACGAAUCUGAUAGAAAUAGCAAAACAGCAAACUCCACAAGUCAAAGUUAUGAUAUCAAUUGGUGGAAACGACAAUUCCAACAACUUCAAGCCGGUUUUAAGUAGUCCCGACAGAAAAAAAUUGUUCAUCAAUUCCACAGUAUCAUUCCUUCAAACUUAUGAUAUUGACGGUGUUGAUUUAUAUUGGAAAUGGCCAGGAAAAACAUCUAAAGACAUUUAUUCUCAAUUUAUCAAUGAUCUGAGAUACAGUUUGCAACGGCAGAAAAGAAACUAUAUUAUGUCGAUAGUACUACCACCACCUGAUAUGGGAGCCAACUACGAAGCAGGAAUUGAUAUUGAGAAUAUUUUUGACAAUGUUGAUUUUCUGAACAUAUUUACAAUGGGAUACUUUGGUCCAUGGCAAAACGAUGCCGGCAUGAUAACUGGUGCAGCUUCUCAACUUUUCAAUGGCGUUAAUGGAGUUCCGGGAAGAAAAACUUAUAAUAUUCAUCACUCAACAGAGAGAUAUGUUUGUAAAACUGGUCAAUCUGACAAAUAUAACAUUGCGAUUCCAUUUUAUACAAUGCUCUGGAAGCAUGUGAAAGGUCCAGUUAACCCUCCUAAUAUUGAAAUUUAUCGAAAUGCAACAUUUCAAGGAGGAGUUGUUGGAGAAACGAGUAUGUCUCGAAAAUUGGUUCAAGAGGAAGGCUAUGAUUUUUCAAACCCUACGUACAACCCUGAAAUCAGAGCUGCAUUCAAAUAUAAUGCUACUACAGAAACAUUCCUAACAUUUGAAACGAAUGACACGAUUGCAGCAAAAAUUGAUUAUGUGAAAGAUCGGAUAUUGGGUGGAGUAUGGAUUUGGGCAGUUGAUAUGGAUGAUGAUUCAAAUAAUUUAUUGAAUCUUGUAAAGUUUACUGGUUAUUGCACGGUUGGAAAUCUAACAUUGUAUAAUUGUUAA
This is a messenger RNA of Caenorhabditis elegans, 1422 nucleotides long. It is a transcript of the gene chil-21, whose product is annotated as GH18 domain-containing protein. Gene Ontology annotation, molecular function: chitin binding. NCBI's taxonomy places the organism in Eukaryota, Metazoa, Nematoda, Chromadorea, Rhabditida, Rhabditidae. Gene Ontology annotation, biological process: carbohydrate metabolic process. Bases 10 to 1422 code for a protein of 470 amino acids. The transcript is spliced from 6 exons. The record is from RefSeq and is marked reviewed.